Molecule: messenger RNA, 645 nt
Organism: Labrus bergylta (ballan wrasse)
Lineage: Eukaryota; Metazoa; Chordata; Actinopteri; Labriformes; Labridae
Source: RefSeq, a predicted model, not a curated record
AUGGUUUCAGGUGUCUGGUCAAGUCUUGUGGUAGUUUUGUGUGGCAUCCUGCUCCCAGCAGUAUUUGCUGAAUACUGCAGCAGCUUUACGGGCGCAAAUGGCUACUACUAUGAAAAACAACAAUGUGACAAUCAUUACUGCUGUGGAACCUGCAGCCAAAUGUACUGCUGCGAUGACAGGCGUUAUCGUAUAACCCAAGAUGAACAAUAUUACUGUACUGGAAGGUGUGCUCCUGUUCGAAGCAAACUUGCUACACUUCUGGGAAGCAUCUUGGGGUCUGUUUUACCUGUCCUCCUUUGUGUGGGUCUCGUCAUCUGCUGUGUGGCUCCUUGCUGUUUGUUCUACAAGAAGUGUCGAAAGAGAAACAACCAAAGACAACCAAAUGCCACUGUAAUUCACACACCGCAGCAGCCAAACUCCCCCUCCAGACAACCAGGAUACCAGCCUGUACCUGUUCAGCCUGGAUUUGGAGGCAUGCCCAACCCUAAUGCACCACCUCCCUACUACGGAGGCAAUCCAGCUCCCCCGUCAGCUCCAUUCUCUCCAGGUCAGCCGAUGUACCCUAUCCAGCCCAAUAUACCACCAGCAUAUCCAGGUUUAUUCACACAGCCAGCCUACAACCCCUCUCACAACGCAAACCACUAA